AUGCGGCGAUUUUCCGUUGUCGGUGCGUUGCUGGGCGUCAGUUGCAGUCCGCCGCGUCGGACGCCAUCGACUUCGUCAUCUCUACCGCUCUCCUCAUCUUUGUCUUUGGCGUUUGGGUCCCCAAGCGGCCAUGUUGUCGUGUCGCAGCGGUUUAAGGCCAGUUACAUUCGUGUGGCCAACCGCAAGCGUGUCGAGAUGUUUCUUGCCAAGCGAUUUCACCUUCCGACGCGACUGAAGACGGCCGCGCCGGAGAUUGCAGCGGAGUGGGAUCACGAAAAGAAUCCAAUGCAUCUUUACCCGGAGAUUGUUGGCAUCGGUCACGUGGCCCCAGUCUGGUGGAGGUGUGGCGCAUGCCAGCACUCCUUUUCGAUGAGCGUUGAAAAACGUGUUGUGCGUGGCGGAGGUUGCCCGGCCUGCACAGCGGUCAAGGCUGCGGAGGGUGAGCCAAAGGGGGUGAACGCGUUGGAGGGGGAGCGGAAUCCGGACCUUCGCCCCAAGCGACCAGUGAUGUUUAACUUGCGAACAAAGUACUGA
Messenger RNA from Trypanosoma rangeli, 534 nucleotides. RefSeq lists its product as uncharacterized. The coding region runs from base 1 to 534 and encodes 177 amino acids. The record is from RefSeq and is a predicted model, not a curated record. Lineage: Eukaryota; Euglenozoa; Kinetoplastea; Trypanosomatida; Trypanosomatidae. The transcript has a single exon.